AUGGGGGCGUUUAAGCCGAAGGGCUCGUCUUCUGUCGCCGGCGCCAUCGCUGCCAGGCGGCGCGACCAGCACGCCGCCGUUGCGGAGGCUGCGGACUCGCCCUCUGCCGUCGCCGUCCCCGGUGCUGCUGAUGUGGCCAAGAAACCCUUCUCCUCCCCCGGCGGCGGCGACGCCGGGGUGCAUUUCGGGAGCAUGAGGUCGUACAGGGGGUGGAGGCUCAUCGGCGAGGGCGCGUUCGGUGCCGUCUUCAGGGCGCGCCACAUCGCGACGGGCGAGACCGUCGCCAUCAAGAUCGCCCACAAGGACAGCGACGACGAGGCGCUGCUGCGGGAGGCCGGGACGCUCGCCGCGUGCGCCGGCAUCCCCGCCGUCGUGACGCUCCGCGAGGUGGCACGCGGCGCGAAGACCGGCAGGCUCCACCUCGUCAUGGACUACGUCGGCCCGAGCCUCGCCGACUACCUCACCCGCCGCGUCGACGACGAGGAGCGCGCGCUGACGGAGGCCGAGACGCAGAGCAUCAUGCGGCAGCUGCUCACCGGCGUGAAGCAGAUGCACGAGCGCGGCGUCUUCCACCGCGACAUCAAGCCCGGCAACGUCCUCGUCGGCGCCGCCGACGGCCGCGUCCGGAUAUGCGACUUCGGGCUCGGCAAGUCCGCCGCGAGGGCGCCGCCGCACACGCAGCUGGUCGGCACGCUCUGGUACAUGGCGCCGGAGCAGUACCUGGGCAGCAAGGACUACGGCCCGGCGGUGGACAUGUGGGCGCUCGGGUGCCUCAUGGCGGAGCUCCUCACCGGCGAGACGCUCUUCCCGGGGGACACGGAGUACCUCCAGCUGGUCCUCGUCGCCGGCCUGCUCGGCGUGCCCGACGAGGUUAACGGCAUGGGCCUCGGCGUCACCACGCCGAGCCGGCUGCGCACCAAGGUGCCGGUGCAGAAGCUCUCGCAGCCUGGCUUCGACGUGCUCGACGGCCUCCUGCAGUACGUCGCCGGCGACAGGCUCACCGCCGCCGCCGCGCUCGAGAUGCCGUGGUUCUCAAUGAAGCUGAGCUGA
Oryza brachyantha (malo sina) is the source of this 1050-nucleotide messenger RNA. RefSeq names its product putative cyclin-dependent kinase F-2. Bases 1 to 1050 code for a protein of 349 amino acids. The transcript has a single exon. The record is from RefSeq and is a predicted model, not a curated record. Gene Ontology annotation, cellular component: nucleus. Gene Ontology annotation, biological process: protein phosphorylation; regulation of mitotic cell cycle. NCBI's taxonomy places the organism in Eukaryota, Viridiplantae, Streptophyta, Magnoliopsida, Poales, Poaceae. Gene Ontology annotation, molecular function: ATP binding; cyclin-dependent protein serine/threonine kinase activity.